Molecule: messenger RNA, 772 nt
Organism: Didymella exigua CBS 183.55
Lineage: Eukaryota; Fungi; Ascomycota; Dothideomycetes; Pleosporales; Didymellaceae
Exons: 1
Coding region: 131-613 (160 amino acids)
Source: RefSeq, a predicted model, not a curated record
CGAACGUCAUCUUACCUUUUUCUCAACACACAUCGAUAUAGUUACUGACAACCGUCUUUCCAUUAUUGGCCCUACUGUGCAACACUGUGAAACUUCAGACGCUUUUUGGUUUCAGUACAGCUCGAGCAACAUGUCACACCCUAAAUCCUCGACACGUGCGAUCCCUUCAUUCUACCGCAUAUUCUUCACAUGGGUCGACCCGAUCAUCUGUCUCUGGGGCGCGUAUCUCGACUUCUUAGCCCCGCGCACAGUUCUCUCGUCACACAUCCUUGACGACACGCCGGAUAUCGGGCAUAUCAUGAUCCUCAAGCAGCGCGGCGGCAACAUGUUGAACUUUGGCUUCAUCUCCGCAUUCCUCCUGAGAUACACGUCAGAUCCUAAGAUCUGGCAUAUUGUCGAGAUCGGACUGUUGAUCACGGAUUUUGCGUAUUUCCCGGCGGUGUUUGGCGCGUUGAACGCUCAACACAGGGUGCUGCCGGAGACGUGGCGGGCGGAGGAUUGGGGGAGCCUGGUGGUCACGGGUGUAGCGACACUAGUGAGGCUUGCUUUCUGUGCGAGGGUGGGGUUCACGGCGGAAGAGGAGGUUAAGAGGACGGUGAAAAAAUCGCUGUGAGAGGACGAAUUCGGUGGCCUCGUAACGGCCGGCCAUCUGUCUCCGGUCCAGCUGUCUGACGUAGGUUUUACUCAUGUUCUGUUCAUUUCGACAUGCAUGUCAUCACCAACAGUCGACCACCACGUAUAGUACCUCGUAAUUCAAGCAGUUUUUUUCGCA